UAAGAAAGCGCACAGUGAUGGAGAACUGGCUCUCUUCUUUUCCUCCCUCCCUGGGGACUGGCAGUCUCCUGGCUUCAGAAGCCCUGUGGGGGCCUCCUUGUGCGUGACACUCCAAGCUUUUAAAGGUGACAGUGGAACGACUUAAGAUCAACAGAGGGCUUGGAAUAAGAAACAACCACAGCUAGCUUUCCUCCUCAGGGCUCCAGUGACAACAGCGAAGGAGCCAUCAGGAGCCUGUGCCACCACUGUCUUUGGCCGAGGCUUGAGCUAAACAGGAUCCAGCUUCUGCCUCUUACCCAGUCCCAGCAACCAGGUGCCCGUGGGACGCACUGCACCUGGCUGGCCUGGCUCGUCCGCAGCGCAGUCCUCCUGCUGCCACUGCAACCAAGAAGCCUGACACGUGCCUGGAGGGGCGCGGAGCGCCAGCUGGGAUCCCCGAGCGAGCAAGCAGAGCGCGCGUGCCGAGGUGUAGUGGGUGCCCACCCUGCGUGACUUGCUCCAAGCUCACCUCAUCCGUCAGCACUCAUUUCCUGUCUAUCACGUGGAGCCAGCACUAGCCCCAAGGAGCCCAUUAAAAGCCAAGAUUACUCCUCUACAGCAUGGUCAUCUGGUACUGAAUCUUUGUGGCAGGCCACAACUGUUCCAUCAAGCCUUCGUAGCAGCCACACUCGACGACACAGCAUAGCUUCUGACAGCGGGGACACUGGCAUUGGAACCUCUUGUUCUGACAGUGUGGAAGAUCAUUCUACUUCAAGUGGUACAUCAUCAUUCAAGCCCAGCCGCUCACUGGUUACAGUUCCCACCGCCCAUGUGAUGCCGUCUCAUUCCAGUUCUUCAGUUUCCAAACACAGGGAAGCACUGGCAUCUGAUGGGUCAAAAUGGAGUACAGGUUUCAUACGGACAAUAGGAAACCGAAAUCGAGGAGAAUUGGACUCUUCACUUGACAUGAAGGACAUACGACCUAUACGAAAAUGGUCAUCUUUGUCUAAACUUAACCUCCCAGAUAACUGUAGUCAAGAUGGCAGUGUUAGAUCUGAGGAAUCGAGGAGUAGUUUGGAUAAGUCAGAGAGAGACAGGGCUUUAAUAGCACAACUAAGGGCAAAUGGUCCCAGCUGCUUACAUGAUAGUAUGGAGAUGCUUCAACUAGAGGAUAAGGAAAUGAGCAAAAUCCGGUCUUCAACUCUGGAUUGUAAAUACAAAUUUGAGAGCUGCAGCAAAGAAGACUUGGGAAUCUCUCCUGCUCAUAGGAGACAUGCCUUAGACAAGACAUACAGUGCCUUACCUGAAAGCAAGUCCUCUAUAACAAGUUCAGAGCCUUAUGAACAAAAAUAUCUAAUGUUGGGCCAGCAGGCUGUGGGUGGAAUUCCUAUUCAGCCGGCUGUUAGAACUCAAAUGUGGCUUACGGAUCAAUUACAUGCAAAUCCUCCUGAUUGUAGGCCUAUUGAUGAAGCUUUUACUUUAGCUCCCUGGCAACAGCAGCACCUUGAAGAAUUCAGACAAGGGAGUGAGCCGCCUAUGCAGGUUUUAACUGGAUCUCGUCAAAAUUAUUCUUCUUCUGGCUACCAUGAUUUCAAUAGAUGGGAAUCUUUAUUGAAAAUCAAAGAAGGAUUGCUAAGGCAGAAGGAAAUUGUAAUUGACAGGCAGAAACAACAAAUUUCCAAUCUGCAUCAGAGGAUCAGGGAUAAUGAAUUAAGAGCACAACAUGCCAUGUUGGGUCAUUAUGUAAACUGUGAGGAUUCUUAUGUUGCAGGUUUGCAGCAACCACAAUAUGAUAAUGCUUCACUUCCGGCUCCAUUUCCUGACCGAUCAAUAUCUCGCUCUGAACAUGAGGAACUUGAACGAAAGCUUGCAUCUGCUGAGAAAGAGCUUUUGCAACUCAAUGAGUUUCUCAAGCAAAGUGCAAGCAAAUCUAAUGAAGAAAAGAAGAAACUGGAAGAGAAGCUUAAAACCAGAGAUAGGUAUAUUAGUAGCCUGAAAAAGAAAUGUCAGAAGGAAUCUGAACAAAACAAAGAGAAACAAAGACGAAUUGAGACCUUGGAAAAGUACCUGGCUGACCUGCCAACUCUGGAUGACGUGCAGAACCAGAGCCAGCAGCUGAAGAUCCUAGAAGAAAAAAACAAGAACUUACAAGAGACUGUAAAAGACAUGGAGAAAAAACUUGGAGAGAUCAGAGCUCAAUAUCAAGAGAAAGAGGUACAGCUAGCCUGUCAACGGAAGAAAGAAAAGGAGUUGGUCACCACAGUGCAAAGUUUACAACAGAAAGUUGAAAGGUGUCUUGAAGAUGGUAUCCGGCUACCCAUACUAGAUGCAAAACAACUUCAAGAUGAAAAUGAUCAUCUCAAAGAACAGAAUGAAAAUGCCAGUAAGGUCAUAGACAGCCAGCAAAAUAAGAUUGACAGAAUGUUGUUAGAAAUUCAGUCUAUGCAAGAAAAACUUUGUCAAGAGAAAUUAGCAACUCAGAAAAUGGAGGAAGAGCUAGAAGAAAAAGAAAAGACUAUAAUGAAGUUAACAGAAACUUUACUUGAAAACCAAAGACUAAGUGAAGAAUAUUCUCCUUUCUUAGAAGAACAGCAAGAGAAACAGUCCAAGCGUCAGGCUGACUUAUCUCUACAGCCACUAUUGAAUUUGAACAUGGUUGAACAAUUGUUCAAGGAAAUGUCCCAUUGUUUGUUUGACUUGAAAGCAUUGUGCAGUAUUCUUAAUCAGAGAGCUCAGGGCAAGGAACCUAAUCUUUCAUUAUUGCUCGGAAUCAGAUCUAUGAGCUCUUCAACUGAAGAGACUGAGAAUGACCAUAGCCCAGAAUCACUGACUAAAAAACUAUCAGACAUGUGCCAGUUACGGAAGGAGAUUGAUGAAUUAAGGACUAUGAUAUCAGACCGCUAUGCUCAGGACAUGGGAGACAAUUGCAUUACCCAAUGAUAAAAGUAUUGGUCCCACAGCAAUAAUGACUCAUUGCUCAAUGCUGCUGUGUUAACUAUUCUUCAUCUUUUCUGUUCAGGAGCCAUAUUGGAAGAUUGCAUUUCUAUUUGACCUGCAUAUAGGUUUUUUCUGUGUAUUGUUUUAUUUUCGGGAGGGAAAGAUAGAGCUGGGAGAUAGUUGUUAAUUGAACUUAAUCAAUCAAGCAAAAAAAAAAAAUACCCAAUUGAUUCAAAUUACCAUUUGAAAAGUACUAUGAAGUCUACAAGAAAAACGCCUCUAUUCUCAAACUACUGAUUGUAGGACCAAGCUGUGAAGAGUGCUAUUCAGAUAAAGAGGUAGGGUUUUUGGUUUUUUUAAAAAUCCAGUGGCGUUUUAAUGUUUAUAAAGGUUUCUGGUGUUAAAGCAAAGGUUCCAAGGAAAGGCACUGAUUGUAUCUCCAUUUAUUGUUCCUUCCAGUAGAAGUUUAUAUUGCACAUUUAGGAUGUUCAAAGGACUCACUGAAGCAAGGUUUACAUCUGCCCUUUUACUAGGGGCAUGGAAGAUGCUUUUGCUAUUGGAACAAUCAUGUUGUUGAAAGAUGCAGUUUUAGGGGUUAGAAAUGUAGUAUGUAGAUAAAUGAGCUACUUUUUAAUGUGCUUUCAAGCUACCUAUUACAGUUGGAAAAGUUUGAUACUAUAAAAUACUUUCAUCACCAAUGUGAGUGAGUUUUCUAACAUUUGUAUUCUUUUCCAACAAAGAGGAUAUUUAUCUUUAGUUUGUGCUCAUAUCUUUACAUAGUACUUACUGUUGAUUUUUUCUUUGGGGGACAGGGUAAGUUAUUCAUCUGAAAAGAACAUUGUGAAUAUAAAGCUUUAUUUAUAGUUAAGACAAAUCCAUAAAGGCUGCAGAUCAUCACCAAAAGGGAAAAUUAAGUAUACUAGGUUUGAUUCUGAUUCUUAAUAUACAAAAUUUUUGUCUGUCAAAAUUUCAAAUUGAAGGCUAUUGAAAAAGUUAGUUUCAAUCUUUAUUCAUAUUUGGAUAUUUACCAACACAAAGAAGAUACAAUCCAAACUUAACUGGUUUCUUUUGUUUUUUUGUACCAAGUUGCAUCUAUUGACAGCCCUUCAUUUAAAGUAUUGGCUUGACCAUGGCAAUUCUCUUAACUUAUACCAAGGUAACGUGUAUUUUUUUAAUAAGCAUAAUUGAAUUUUAUGCAUCCAAAUUAAUUCAGCAUUAUGCGCUUAAUCCAAAAAUGCAGCUAUUGCUUAACAUGCUUUUGAAAAUAUUCUUUUGGCAUUUGCCUUUAGAAUCUAUGGCACACACUUCUUUGAAUAACUUCAUUGUGGAAAAUCUUCAUUAGUGGAGAGUGAUUUUAAUUUUAGGAAGUGACCAAAAGUUAUUUAAUGCCAAAUGCAGUUACUAAAAAGGUAAUAUUUAAUUUGUUUUGUAAAAACUAUAUAGGUGAAGUAUAAUAUUGUGUAGCUGUCAAACUAACAUGAAGGCAAAAACCUACUAAAGAGUAGGUACACAAAUAUUUUGAGCAAUGGAAGCAUCAUUGGAAUAGCUAUGGAGCCCCUUGAGGUGACUGCUUUCAGACAACACUCAUUUUCUUCAUGUAUUCAUUCUGAUGAGAUUCUUUUUUUUAAAAACCAUUGGCCACAUUGUUUUUAGAGGCAGGCCUCAUAUAUAAAAUAUUCUACAGUUUAAGUUCAAGCAACCGUUCUAAUAUAUUCAACUUGGAUCCUGCCCAGUGCCUGUGUAAAAUACUCCCCUGCUAGUAACUGAGGUGAUUUAAGGAGAUACUAACUCAGUCACUAAGGAAUCAUUAAUUUAGUUCAGUAAUGAUGUCUUCCUCUGCAUCUUAAUAGUACAGCAUGGAGUGGUACAGGCACUAGAGAGAAUAAAUAAUGUUUUUAAUUUGUUUUGUAUUUUUUAAGAAAAAAACCCACCUCUAGUAGAAGGUACUAAAGUAGUAAAUUUGCAUCUAAAUAUAUACUGCAAAGAUGAAACUUAAGAAUGGAUGGGUAUUAUAUUUUAAAAUAGCUAAAUUAUUUCUCUGUUCUAUAGAACUGAACUUAUUAGCAUUGGCGAAAAUUGGUAAAAAUGUCUUGAUAGUAAAGCAGAUAAAAUAGGUACAGUCCCUUGGAUUAGACCACUCCCAGCUCUUGGAAAGGGAAAGUCACUGGACUUGGAGUAGACAAUCAAGAAUUUAGGUCACCAGAUAAUCUUGUUUAAAUAUCUCCUAUGCUGUUUAAUAAUAAGUUGGUUUUUUGUUGUUGUUGUUGUUGUUUUUUAUCCUGAUGGUCAACCUUUUUCUAAGUUUGUUUAUUCACUUGGCUUAGUUGUCAUGAAGUCUUUACAGGGCAUUAUUAUUUUAAUAAGUUAAUGUUCUAAAGUGUAUAAUUAAUUUGCACUAAAGUAACUUUAUAGUGAUCGUUUUUAAAAAGUAAAUUUAAUGGAAAACUGGCAAACUAGUACUGUUGCCUUCAGUUGUAGAACUGAAAUCAUCUUAGACUAUUUCUUAAAGAACACAUCUGUGGGCCGUGCCCAUCCCCCUCCCUCUCUCCCCCUAUUACAGUGCUACUUUUUCCACACUUUUAAAAAAAUAGUGUAUUUGUUUUACUGGAAGACUCAAGAAAGAGAGUUGGGCCAGCCAGAAAUGCUGCAGUAACCUGUUUAAAUAAUAACAUUACUUUGAAAUUGUAGAUGUUUAGAAAUUAUUGCAAUGGUAUAUGAAAAGAAUAUUCAGAAUUUAAAUUUAACUUACUUUGAAGGUUCUCUUUAGUGUGAAAACCCUUUUAAUGCACUAUUGUGACUGUAAAUGUGCUUGGUCCUUAGGAAGGGCCUUUUAAUACUCACUGUAUUAACCUUUGAAUAUUGGUCAUUUGAAUUUUAAAUUAUGAAUUCAAUCUGUUUCCUUCACUUGAAAACUGGGAGAUAAAUGGCAAGUGUCUCUGCCAAAGACCUAAAUUAAUCUGUGUAGAUCAAAUUACCUGACCUCACAGGCACAAUAGUUAUCAUUCAUUUGAUGUCAGCAAAUACUCGUUGGUGGUAUUAAGCUCUUGGCAAAUCUGUAUUCGUUUAUAAUGGCCUAUCAAAUUGGAAGAAGAAUAAGCUUGGAUUGUGUAAGAUAUCCUGGAUCGUUUACCUGGUUGAAAAUACUUUGUUGACCCAUUUCACAUAUGUAACAAGGUUGCUUAAUAUUAACAGUGGCAUAAUUUAGUGAAACCAAUUUUAGUCAUGGACAGUUUGUUAAACUGCUUUAGUCAUGAUAAUUUUCUUCAGUAGCUAUUAAGAGACAAUCUCAAGGCUGGAAAAAAAGUUGAUGAUAAAAUGGAUACUGUACAGUUCUGUCUUAGUGGGCUAAAUUAUUAACCUAUAUAUAGCUUUGUGAUUAAUUUUUUAGGAAUUGGUGAGCAUAUUUUUUACAGAAAUGACUGUAUUAAAACUGUACUUUAAAAUAUCAGUAAUUGUUCUUUGAGCAAAGAACAGUUGAGGCCCUGAACUGUACGUAUUUAUGUAGUGUAGUUGUGCUUCGACACACAUCUAGCUUGCAUUAUUAGCAUCUGUUGUAUUGGUUUGUAUCAUUGUAUAUUUGUAAUUAAAGUAAUAAGCAAUUCUUAGAAUGACCCCCACACUCAGGCUAAACAAUUUGAAACUGCCAGUAGAUGCAGCCACAAGAGCCAAAGUUAAUUCUUUUUCCAUUUUUGACAGUUUGUUUCUCUUCUCCACAAGCAAGAGAAAAGCUUUCCUAUUUAGUAUAUCAAGAGACAGCUGUACCUGUCCUAACCCCCAGUGAUCUUGCUGUCGAAUUUUACUCAUCUAUAAUCUUGUUUUUCCAUAAAGGCAUUUAUCUUGGUGGGGGAAAAGAAAUUUGGGGAUCUAAUUUUCCUUUUUAAUUAAAAUAUUAAUAUUGAACAUGGUUAGAUUUCCAAAUUGAUAACUCAGUUAGCAAUAUUAAUUCCACAGUUGUACACAGUCAGCACCCUUGUGCCUUUUUGCCUGCAGUACAAAUGUUCAUUUCCAUUUUACAUAAGCUAUAAGAAUGUCGAUAAUUAUUGCACCUUGUUUCUUCUUUAAUUAGACUUUCUUAAGCUUUUUUUUUCCCCAACAAAGAAAAAUAUUUAAUAAAUAUGGGAGUAGGUUCUAGGCAUUUGUCUUUGGAGCUGAGCUCUUGACCCCUAUGAAGUGAGCAGGAACCUCCAUCAGAAUGUAUUCAUUUGUAUCUAUCAAUUACAGUAUUGCAUAGGUGUGAGAAGUAGGGUGCUAGGCAGUUACAUUAAAAGCACAGCAGUGUGUAUUAUUAGAUCAGUCUCUUUGACUGGUAGUUUUAGUAAAUUGGGUUCAGUUUUUGAACCAUUCAGAAUACCUCAUGUGUAAAUACAGUUGUCAUGACUUAAUUGAAAUGCAGUCAUUGUAAAAAGGAAGUGAAGCCACUGGAUGGCUUAUGCCUUCAGGCCUAUCAUUCUUGCCUCUUUGUGUAAAGGGGUUGUUUUUGUUUUUUUGUGUGUGCGUGUUUUUGGGGGGGUUUUAUAUUUUAAAAAAAUAGGGUUUACAGCUAGAAUUUUGAAUGCCAAAGUUCUAUUUAUUAAAUAAAAAGAAAGUUUUCAAUGUUAAUGGCUAGUAUUUUUCCACUGGAACACUGUUUGUUGAUGUUUGGAUUUGUAUUU
This is a messenger RNA of Dromiciops gliroides (monito del monte), 7568 nucleotides long. RefSeq names its product centrosomal protein 85 like (gene CEP85L). Bases 814 to 2919 code for a protein of 701 amino acids. Gene Ontology annotation, cellular component: centrosome. The record is from RefSeq and is a predicted model, not a curated record. NCBI's taxonomy places the organism in Eukaryota, Metazoa, Chordata, Mammalia, Microbiotheria, Microbiotheriidae. The transcript has 13 exons.